Messenger RNA from Sinocyclocheilus rhinocerous, 945 nucleotides. RefSeq names its product lipase member H-like. Bases 145 to 945 code for a protein of 266 amino acids. The record is from RefSeq and is a predicted model, not a curated record. Gene Ontology annotation, biological process: lipid catabolic process. The transcript is spliced from 7 exons. NCBI's taxonomy places the organism in Eukaryota, Metazoa, Chordata, Actinopteri, Cypriniformes, Cyprinidae. Gene Ontology annotation, molecular function: glycerophospholipase activity.
UGUUGCUCGCCGCAGGUGGCGCAGAGGGGUUUGAGGAAUGUGCCACCUGUAGGUGGAUGUCUGCAGGAAUCAUGGGUGGAGCUGGAGUGAAGGAGGAGCUGUGUGUAAGUGUGUCACCUCACUGUUUCCUGGAGUCUUCUUCAGAUGAUUACCAGCGACCCGACAGCUUCAACAGAGACUGCUGCUCACUCGUCCAACAUGGUCUGCAGGACGCUCUGCUGGAGGCUCGUGUUUGUGACGCUGCUGGGGUUUGACGCUCACAGAGCUCAGGAGUGUGAGGAGAUGACGGACCUGAAUCUGAAGCACUCUCUGUCUGGGACGUCGCUGAGCGUGAGGCUCCUGCUCUACACUCGGGUCAAUGCGUCUUGCGCUCAGCUGCUGUCCCAUCGAGAGCCCUUCAGCAGCCCUCGCUUUAACCUCAGCUCCCCGAGCACCUUCCUCAUCCACGGCUACCGGCCCACCGGCUCGCCUCCCGUCUGGCUCACUCAGUUCGUGCAGCUCCUCCUGCAGCGCCGCGACAUGAACGUGAUCGUGGUGGACUGGAACCGUGGGGCCACCAACAUAAACUACUGGAAAGUGGUGGAUAACACACGCAAGGUGGCCGCGAACCUCACCGACCUCAUCCAGAAAAUGGAGGUCAACGGGGCCAAUCUCAGCUCCAUACACAUGAUUGGUGUUAGUUUAGGGGCCCACAUUUCAGGUUUCACUGGGGCCAAUUUUAAUGGAAGAAUUGGCAGAAUAACAGCGCUGGAUCCAGCAGGGCCGGAGUUUAACGGUCAGCCCCCCAGCGAGCGUCUCGACCCGUCUGAUGCCCAGUUCGUGGAGGCCCUGCACACAGACAUGGACGCGCUGGGCUAUCGUGAUCUCCUGGGUCACAUCGACUAUUACGCAAACGGUGGAGCGGAUCAGCCUGGAUGCCCCAGAACCAUCUUUUCAGCCUAUUAA